Messenger RNA from Babesia microti strain RI, 1755 nucleotides. RefSeq names its product Ubiquitin carboxyl-terminal hydrolase. Gene Ontology annotation, molecular function: cysteine-type deubiquitinase activity; cysteine-type endopeptidase activity. The transcript is spliced from 3 exons. Gene Ontology annotation, cellular component: cytosol; nucleus. The coding region runs from base 1 to 1755 and encodes 584 amino acids. Gene Ontology annotation, biological process: protein deubiquitination. NCBI's taxonomy places the organism in Eukaryota, Apicomplexa, Aconoidasida, Piroplasmida, Babesiidae. The record is from RefSeq and is a predicted model, not a curated record.
AUGCCACUGUAUGGGCGGCCAUUCCGUGGAAGCCACAGAGAGAGAUUAGAAAGAUUGCAAAGAUAUGCCACGCUUAUCAGUCUCCACAACAGCACAUUUUUCGCCCAAACUUUACAAUCUGAACAACCUACAAUAAUAGAUUUGCUUAACGAUGAUAUUGCCUUCACCGACCAGGAAGAAUCAGAUGAUAGUAGUACUCCAAAUUCGAAUGUUCAAUAUCCGAAUAAGCAGUUACAACAGCAAACUCAGUUAACUUAUGGCUCAUCCUGUGGGCUUUAUAACCCGGGACAAAACAUUUGUUUCAUGAAUGCAGUAAUACAAACACUUAUCAAUUUACCUUACAUAACUCCUUGUCUACUAAGCGGUUUGCACAAAGCUAGUUGCAAACUACGUUCUAAAUCCCUAUUUUGUUCUCUCUGCUUACUAGAAUCUCUAGCUCAAAAGGCACAUAGUAUCAAAGGAGCGGUUAAUAACCCAUUUUUUAGUAUCACUAAAAAGGCCAUAUGGAGCAGAUAUGUCCCUGGCAAACAGCAGGAUUCACAUGAGUUUUUAAGGUAUUUGGUUGAGAGCUUCUCCACGCCCAUGGGAGCUAAAUCUGCCCCUGAUAGCUAUAAAAGAAAUCUAAUCGGUCAGGCAUUUCAUGGAACUCUCAAAACUACAGUAAAGUGCCUCCAAUGUAAAUAUACCUCUGAAAAAUUAGAGAACUUUUUGGAUAUAGCACUAGACAUUACUAAGGAAUCACUGGAAAAUUGCAUUGCUGAGUUUAUUCAACCGCAGCAGUUGACCGGUAGCAACAAAUAUCAUUGUCCAAAAUGUAAAAAUAAGAGAGAUGCCACUAUAUCGCUUAAUUUUGGAAAACUUCCAGUGGUACUCUGUAUUGCACUAAAGAGGUUCAACUCCGGUAUUUUUGGUUUGGAGAAGACCUUUAGAUCGUUAAAAUAUCCCCAACACAUGGAUUUAAAUGGUAUAAAUUAUGAAUUAUCAGCGCUUGUAUGCCAUUUGGGCCAUAGCCUAUAUUCUGGACAUUAUGUUGCGUAUGCUAGGGCUGGCCAUGGGUUUUGGAAUAAAUUUGAUGAUAGCCAUGUAAGCCUAUCAGAGAAACAUCAAGUACUAGAGCAGGCAAAAUCUGCGUAUCUAUUAUUUUAUGUUCAACAGAAUGUCACAAACUAUGAGCAACUACUCAUCAAUAGUGUUGAUAAACUUUCUAGUGUCUCUAAAAGGAAAAAUGAAACCAAAACUGCUUCCGAUCGCAACAAAAAAGGUGAUAGUGUGCAUAUUAUUGGUAUCAAAAAUAGUAGUGACAAAAAUAGUGACAUAUUCAAUCCAUUCAUGCGGAUGGAGAAGAGCAAAGAUUUAACAUCGCAAUACGGAAUUCACGAGGUCUCCACAUGGGACGGUGUGGAAUGUGAUACCGAGGCUAUUCGGAGACAUAGCGAAAAUUCAAUGCCAAAGAUUGCCAAAAGGGACCAAAUGGAUAUAGAAUAUGAUAUGGGCAAACUAAAGAAGGUUAGAAACAAACACAUCUUCAAGGGGGUUACUGAAAUCAUCGGCGAUAGCAAGACUAAGCAACUAGUUAUUAACGGUAGGGUGGAUUUUGACAAGAUCAACAAUAAACAUAACACUAAACGUAAUAAUAAGCAUGGUAAAGUGACUAACAAUGACAAUAGUAAAGGAGUUACUGAAGACUAUGAAGAGAAAAGGUGGACUGGCAAGGGUGGUAGGGGCAAGAAAUGGAGAUUUCACAGAAAGAAAUGA